Molecule: messenger RNA, 1167 nt
Organism: Zingiber officinale
Lineage: Eukaryota; Viridiplantae; Streptophyta; Magnoliopsida; Zingiberales; Zingiberaceae
Product: transcription factor bHLH30-like
Exons: 2
Coding region: 266-928 (220 amino acids)
Biological process (GO): regulation of DNA-templated transcription
Molecular function (GO): DNA-binding transcription factor activity; protein dimerization activity
Source: RefSeq, a predicted model, not a curated record
ACCGGGCCGUGACCUCCAAAGUCGUGGCUGCUGGCACUCUCUUGCCGUACGUGUCCUCCCCUCACCCGACACGGCCCCGACCGCUCCGAUCACCUCCGCCGGCGUCGUGCAGUUGGUUCGCGUAUUUAAACCCUCAAACCCCUCUGAAGAUCCAGACAAAUCUUUGAUCUUUAAUUUCUCCUUUAAUGCCUUCUUCAAUGCUCUCCUCCUUCCUUUUGUAUCCGUUUUCCGAUAUUGUCGAUUGAAGUAUUUACGUACGUGCUGCAUGAUGCUGCCGGCGGGGAUCGGCGGCGAGCCGAUGGGAGUUGAGUUCGGCGGGGAUUGCUCGAGCACGGCGGCGCUGCUGAUGAGCUCGAAAACGGCUGCCGCGGAGGCAAGAGCGGUGCGGAGUCACAGUGAGGCAGAGAGGAGGAGGAGGCAGAGGAUCAACGGCCACCUCGCCACCCUCCGCGGCCUGCUCCCUUGCGCCGCCAGAUUGGAUAAGGCGGCGUUGCUCGGGGAGGUGGUGAAGCGAGUGCGGGAACUGCGGAAGAGGGUGGAGGAGGUGGAGGUGGAGGUGGCGGUGCCCGGGGAAGGAGACGAAGUCGGGGUGGAGGAGGCGGAGGCGGGAGGAGGGCAGGGGAGGGUGGUGCGGGCGUGGGUGUGCUGCGCAGACCGGCCCGGUCUGAUGAGCGAGCUGAGCCGGGCGGUCCAGUCGGUCCGAGCGAGGGCGAUGCGGGCGGAGAUGGUUACUGUCGGGGGGCGGACACGGAGCCUGCUGGAGCUGGACGUCGGCGACGCGGCGGCCACGGCGGUGACGAUGGAAGCAGGAGACGGCCGUUCGGCGCUGCAGGCGGCGCUCUGGGCUGUGCUGCUCAGGAACCAGACCGGUCCGGUCGAAAACUUCAGCAAGCGGGCUCGCAAGUCGACUCGGUUCGGCGCGACAUAAUUAAUCAGCUAAUCAAUUUCGAAGUAGGUAUAAAUAUGUAAUUAACCUUCUAUUAGUGCUAAUUAUCUAGAUUCAACUGGGCUUGGACUGGAAAUAUUAGAUAUUUUUCUGAUGAAAAAAAGUUUGGUCCGGAAGUUUAUCGAAUUCUUUAGGGAAAGUAAUCCAGAUAAUUUUGAGUAAAUCAUUUUUAUAAUUUAACCAUGUAAAUUUGCAAAUUACUUGAAAUAUUAUUUAAUUAA